AUGAGGCCUGAGAACCAGAGCAGUGUGUCCGAGUUCCUCCUCCUGGGGCUCCCCAUCCAGCCAGGGCAGCAGGGUGUGUUCUUCUCUCUGUUCCUGGGCAUGUACCUGACCACGGUGCUGGGCAACCUGCUCAUCAUCCUGCUCAUCAGGCUGGACUCUCGCCUGCACACGCCCAUGUACUUCUUCCUCAGCCACUUGGCCAUCUCUGACAUCUCUCUUUCCUCUGUCACUGUCCCAAAGAUGCUCGUGAACAUGCAGACUCAGCGACAAUCCAUCUGCUAUAUGGGAUGCAUUUCUCAGGUGUGUUUUUUCAUAAUUUUUGCUGGUCUUGACAAUUUCCUUCUUGCAGUAAUGGCAUAUGACAGGUAUGUAGCCAUCUGUCACCCUCUGCACUACACCACCAUCAUGCGGGAGGGACUGUGCACUCUGCUGGUGGUUGUCUCCUGGAUGCUCUCCAGUGCCCAUGCUCUGUUGCACACCGUCCUCUUGGUCCGACUCAUGAGGCCUGAGAACCAGAGCAGCGUGUCCGAGUUCCUCCUCCUGGGGCUCACACUCCGGCCAGGGCAGCAGGGCGUGUUCUUCACCCUGUUCCUGGGCAUGUACCUGACCACGGUGCUGGGCAACCUGCUCAUCAUCCUGCUCAUCAGGCUGGACUCUCGCCUGCACACGCCCAUGUACUUCUUCCUCAGCCACUUGGCCUUCUCUGACAUCUCUCUUUCCUCUGUCACUGUCCCAAAGAUGCUCGUGAACAUGCAGACCCAGCGACAAUCCAUCUCCUAUGUGGGAUGCAUUUCUCAGUUGUAUUUUUUCAUACUCUUUGGUUCUCUUGACAAUUUCCUUCUUGCAGUGAUGGCAUAUGACAGGUAUGUGGCCAUCUGUCACCCUCUGCACUACACCACCAUGAUGAGGGAGGGGUUGUGUGUGCUGCUGGUGUGUGGCUCCUGGAUGGUUGCCUCUGUCCACGCCCUUUGUCAUACCCUCCUUUUAGUGCGACUGACCUUCUGUGCUGACAUCACCAUCACCCACUUCUUCUGUGAUCUCACUGCACUACUGAAGCUGAGCUGCUCAGACAUCUCUCUUAACAUGCUCGUCAUCUUUGCAGAGGGAGGAUUUCUUUACCUCCUGCCUAUGGGUAUUGUUUUGGGCUCAUAUAUCCAUAUAGGAACCAUCAUACUGAGGGUGCCCUCCACUAAGAGACUGGUAAAAGCCUUUUCUACCUGCGGCUCCCACCUGUUUGUGGUGUCAUUAUACUAUGGGACACUUGCAGGUGUUUACUUUUUCUCCUCAUCAUGGGACUCCAAAGACAUCAUUGCUUCGGUCAUGUAUACGGUAGUUACCCCCAUGCUGAACCCCUUCAUCUACAGCCUGAGGAACAGUGAUAUAAAACAGGCCUUAGAAAUGUGUGACCGUAGGGUUAACUUCUUUAAGUGGCAAUCACGAAAUCCUCUUAUUGCAGUUAGGAGCACAGUGAGAUAUGUCUCCUAA
Molossus molossus (Pallas's mastiff bat) is the source of this 1485-nucleotide messenger RNA. Its product is annotated as olfactory receptor 1J4-like. Gene Ontology annotation, biological process: G protein-coupled receptor signaling pathway. Bases 1 to 1485 code for a protein of 494 amino acids. Gene Ontology annotation, molecular function: olfactory receptor activity; G protein-coupled receptor activity. Gene Ontology annotation, cellular component: membrane. Lineage: Eukaryota; Metazoa; Chordata; Mammalia; Chiroptera; Molossidae. The record is from RefSeq and is a predicted model, not a curated record. The transcript has 2 exons.